Molecule: messenger RNA, 5630 nt
Organism: Capra hircus (goat)
Lineage: Eukaryota; Metazoa; Chordata; Mammalia; Artiodactyla; Bovidae
Gene: DHX33
Product: DEAH-box helicase 33
Exons: 12
Coding region: 209-2326 (705 amino acids)
Biological process (GO): positive regulation of transcription by RNA polymerase I
Cellular component (GO): intracellular anatomical structure; nucleolus
Molecular function (GO): ATP binding; RNA binding
Source: RefSeq, a predicted model, not a curated record
AAAGCCUCGCCACGCUCUCAAGUGCAUGCUGGGAGUUGGAGUCCCCUUAAAGGCUGCCGGUGGCCGUGAGGUGAGCCGCGUUGCUGGGAGCCGCUAGCACGUGGCGGGAAGGGGCGGUGCGCAGUAGCUGUGUGCUCCCGACAGCCGCAGGAGCUUCCCGCCCUCGCGCCUCGCGUCGCGGCGCCUCCCGUCGCGGUGCCCUCCCGACAUGCCCGAGGAGGCGGGCUUCCCGCCGGCCAAGAAAUUCCGGCCGAGCGCCGGGCCUCCGAGCCGCGCCGGGUCUUGCCCUCCCGGGAGGCGUGCGGUGAUGCUGCUGGCAGCGGGCGGCGGCGGAGGAGGUGGAGGCCGGAGGCAGCAGCCGUCCCUGGCCCAGCCCUCGGCCAGCCCCUACCCCGAGGCCGUGGAGCAGCAGCGCCGGAAUCUGCCCAUCUUCCAGGCGCGAGGCCAGCUGUUGGCCCAGCUCCGAAACCUGGACAGCGCCGUCCUUAUCGGAGAAACAGGCUCAGGGAAGACAACACAGAUCCCUCAGUACCUAUACGAAGGGGGGAUUGGCCGCCAGGCCAUCAUUGCUGUGACCCAGCCUCGCCGAGUGGCUGCCAUCUCUCUGGCUACCAGAGUCUCUGAUGAGAAGAGAACAGAACUUGGGAAGCUGGUUGGCUACACGGUGCGCUUCGACGAUGUCACCUCAGACGACACCAAGAUCAAGUUCCUGACCGAUGGCAUGCUCUUGCGCGAGGCCAUUUUGGACUCCCUGCUCCGGAAGUACAGCUGCAUCAUUUUGGAUGAAGCCCACGAGCGGACUAUCCACACAGAUGUGCUCUUCGGGGUGGUGAAAGCUGCACAGAAGAGGCGAAAGGAGCUGGGGAAGCUGCCUCUCAAAGUGAUUGUGAUGUCAGCCACGAUGGACGUGGACCUGUUCUCCCAGUAUUUCAAUGGAGCCCCUGUUCUCUACCUGGAGGGCCGGCAGCACCCGAUCCAGAUUUUCUACACCAAGCAGCCCCAGCACGAUUACCUGCAUGCCGCCCUGGUCUCUGUAUUCCAGAUCCACCAGGAAGCCCCCUCCUCGCAUGACAUCCUGGUGUUCCUCACUGGGCAGGAGGAGAUCGAAGCCAUGAGUAAGACCUGUCGGGACAUUGCCAAGCACCUUCCAGACGGCUGCCCCUCCAUGCUGGUCCUUCCGCUCUAUGCCUCCCUGCCCUAUGCCCAGCAGCUGCGCGUCUUCCAGGGGGCCCCAAAGGGUUAUCGCAAAGUGAUCAUUUCAACCAACAUCGCUGAAACCUCCAUAACCAUUACAGGAAUAAAAUAUGUAGUUGACACGGGCAUGGUUAAAGCAAAGAAGUAUAACCCUGACAGUGGCCUGGAGGUGUUGGCUGUGCAGCGGGUAUCAAAGACCCAGGCCUGGCAGCGCACGGGCCGGGCCGGCAGAGAGGACAGCGGUAUCUGUUACCGGCUCUACACGGAGGAUGAGUUUGAGAAGUUUGAGAAGAUGACGGUGCCAGAGAUCCAAAGGUGUAACCUGGCGAGCGUGAUGCUGCAGCUCCUCGCCAUGAAAGUCCCAAACGUGCUCACCUUUGACUUCAUGUCCAAGCCGUCUCCAGAUCACAUCCAGGCAGCCAUCGCCCAGCUGGAGCUGCUCGGUGCCCUUGAACACAGGGAUGGCCAGCUCACCCUAACGCCAAUGGGAAGAAAGAUGGCGGCUUUCCCACUAGAACCCAAAUUUGCCAAAACCAUCCUCCUAUCCCCCAAAUUCCACUGCACGGAGGAGAUACUGACCAUUGUCGCCCUGCUGUCUGUGGACAGCAUUCUCUACAACCCUCUCUCCCGGCGCGAUGAAGUGCAGAGUGUGCGGAAGAAGUUUGUGUCCAGCGAGGGCGAUCACCUCACCCUGCUCAAUGUCUACCGGACCUUCAAGAACACCGGCGGGAACAAGGAAUGGUGCAAAGAGAACUUUGUCAACAGCAAGAAUAUGAUGCUAGUAGCUGAAGUCAGAGCACAGCUGAGGGACAUCUGCAUAAAGAUGUCCAUGCCAAUCCUGUCCUCCCGAGGGGACACAGAGAACAUCCGCCGAUGCCUGGCACACAGCCUCUUCAUGAGCACCGCUGAGCUGCAGCCGGACGGGUCCUAUGCCACCACGGACACCCACCAGCCGGUGGCCAUCCAUCCCUCAUCUGUGCUCUUCCACUGCAAGCCGGCCUGCGUCGUGUACACGGAGCUGCUCUUCACCAACAAGUGCUACAUGCGUGACCUGUGCGUUGUGGAUGCCGAGUGGCUGUACGAGGCCGCCCCCGACUUCUUCAGGAAGAAGCUGAGGACUGCCAGGAACUGAGCCGCCCUGGUGCCAGGAGCCGGGCUGCAGACGGCCUCGCUGCGACUUCUAAACGUUGGCACCUGCAGAGGCCACAGUGGUUAUGGCUGGGUCAUGCCUGGCCUCCAGGAGCUUGAGAGCCUCUUUGAAUAAACUCCUCAGACUGAACCGCAUAGACAUGUAGAGGCCUGGGAGACUUCAAAAUGAUGCUUUGGGUUCUUGGUGGGCAACUUUGGGUGACUUCCUUUACUUCUGAGCCUGUUUCCUGAUCUGCCAAGUGGGAGCGAUGAUACUUACAGGGUCGGAGUCAUGAGGCUCAGAGCAAGUGAAAAGAAAGUACCCAGAGCUGUGCGUGCCCGUGAUAAGCCGCAGUGGACUGGGCGCCACGGUGCUCGGUUGGUGUUACUGCUUAUGUAUAUACCGUGGAUCGGGUACAGCAAAACCCCCAAGUCCUCGAGACUGCGGGGGAUGGUCUGGAAGGGGGACCACAAGGGGUCACAGAGCUCUUGACCUUGGAUCUGUCUGAACAUCUACCUGCAUGAAAUUUUGUAACAGAAGAGAUUAACUUCUGUAGGUGCUGAGCACCUAACCUCCCUCCCCAGGGCAGGGAGGUUUCACAGCAAAGAAGUGCUAAGUGCCUGUCCCCACCCUGCCUCCGGGGACCUUCCUGAGUGAAGGUGUUUGUAUCCUCUGAAGUGGGAAAGCUGAGUGUGUUGUUGCCUUUCAGUCGCGUCCAGUCCUUUGCAGCCCCGUGGAUUGCAGCACGGCAGGCCUCCCUGUCCUUCACCAUCUCCCGGAGCUUGCUCCAAGUCACAGCCAUCAAGUCGGUGACGCCAUCCAACCAUCUCAUCCUCUGUCGUCCCCGUCUCCUCCCGCCUUCAGUCUUUCCCAGCAUCAGGGUCUUUUCCAAUGAGUCGGCUCUUCACAUCAGCUGGCCAAAGUAUUGGAGCUUCAGCCUCAGUUCUUCCAGUUAACAUUCAGGUUUGAUUUCAGGUUGUAGUGUGAUGGCCUCCAGCAUGGCCUUCUCUCUCUCUGUCUCUGGGCCAUAAAGCCAUGAGCUAAGGAGUGACUGAGCUGAAUUUAAGGCAUUUCCCUUCUGGCCAGGCCUCUGGGGGUAAGUGGAGGUGAAGCCGGGCAGCCUUGACUCAUCUCAUCCCCUCAUCUAGUGUUUAUGUUCUUUUAUCUUAUUUCCUACGAUCUUUUUUCCUUCUUAGGGACCAGGGGAUGCUGGCACCUCUUUCACACUCAUUUUCCACAUUUGUCUGAGGGGAUUAAAGGGUCUCCACAGACUUCCUGUUCUCAUAUUUUGAGAAGGGAAAAGACCAAAAGUCCUUCUUAACUAUUUAAUUUGAAAAUCGUCAUUGUUUAAUAGCUAAGUCGUGUCUGACUCUUUGCAGCUCCAUGUGCUGUGGCCCUCCAGGCUCCUCUGUCCAUAGGAUUUCCCAGGCAAGAAUACUGGAGUGGGUUGCCAUUUCCUCCUCCAGGGGAUCUUCCCAACCCAGGAAUCAAACCUGAGACUUUCCCCAGAGAAUGCUUUGGCCUGGAAAAUGCCAAAAUUAGCCCUUUUAUUGUGCUUAAUUGGUCUCAGCACAUAUGUAGUAUUCUGGUCAUUACAUACAGUGAAUCAUACAGCUUUUAAGCAGAGGCCUAAAUGGCCUGAGAGAUCCUACAGAGAUAAUGGAUGGUGUCUUCAUUUUGGUUCAGUGAGACCCUGGCGGAUAGGAACACCCCCUCCCAGGCCUCAUGUGUCCACAGUGGUGUGUGUCAGGUUUGCCUCAGCACCAGCUAUGGGUCUGAGCAGUCAGACUUUAGCCAGUAUUCCCAGAUAUCUGGGCACAUAUGAAUUCUUCCUGUUAAAAAUAGUUACGUUAAGGCCAAAGAAGAUUCGACAGAUCCUAAAUACCCUGUCUUACUAAAUUCUUAGAUUUUUCUUGUUCUUACCAGUGCUGACUUUCCGAAAAGUUUUUCAGGAAAAAAUUUAACUGUAUUUUUCUCACUUAUUUAAGAGUCCUAGGAGGUGUAGCCUGACUUGGUAAAAGAAAUUACUGUAUUUUUAAUGAAACAUUCAUCACACUGGUAAAAAAUAUUGGGAGUGGGGUGAUGUAUUAUGUUUCUUGUAAUGUUGCAAAUUAUGGGGGCUCAGACAGUAAAGAAUCUUCCUGCCAUGUCGGAGACCUGGGUUCGACCCUUGGGUUGAGAAGAUCCCCUGGAGGAAGGCAUGGCAACCUACUCCAGUAUUCUGGCCUAGAGAAUCCCCAUGGACAGAGGAGCCUGGCAGGUUACAAUCCAUGGGAUCAUAAAGCAUCAAGCACAACUAAUUAACUAAGCACAGCAUUCUCUAGAGCAAGUAAAAUUUAGCUUUUACUCAUUUUUGUGGGCCUCAGAGUUGCUGAACUAUUUCAGGAAAUGUAUUUUUUCUGAGCAGGAGUAAGGGGUAAAUAGCUUCUAAAUAAAUGUAAAUAGCUUCUGUGUUUCUGUACAAAGAUAUAUUUAUCACUGUAACAUUCUGGUAGAGUUUUGAUACAGUAGUUUUUAUCAGGCUUUUUAAAAAGUUAACUUUUCAGGUAGCUGCUCAGGGAUUAAAUGAUUUGGAAAAGCCUAUCCCUGCUCCAUGUUACUACAAAGAGAUACAUGGCUCUUUAUACCUAGCUGCAGGGCACAGAUAAGUACACUGUAAACUUUCUAAGAAAGUUGAAUGUUUCACAGUGAUGUUGCAAUCUCAUCUUGAGCUGCUCUUUUCAAUCCCUAAAAUCUCUGAUGGUGUGCCCCCUUUUUAUUUUCCCAACUUGUGAAUUCCGUAUCUGGGUGAAUCACUAGUUCCCUUGAGCAGCUUUGUGCAUUAAUAGAUGCACUAAGCAGAUUGCAUGUCUCCGAUGUUUGUCUUCUGCUUCUAAUAAUCAUGGAGGGCAGCACAGAUCCCAGUUACUAGGGGAAGAACUGCCCAACGCCCAGUUCUUGGUAGAAACCUUUCCUUAAUGUUGCAUCUCUGCUAGGAAUAAAGAGAUGCCAGAAAGGAGACAAGUUUGUGCUCUGUGGAAAGAACUGAUUUUAUACUGUGAUGCGUAAAUCCAUUUAAUUCAGCUCUCAAGGAAACCUGUGGCCAGGCAUUUAAGACACCAUUCCUUGUGACUAUAAAGAAACACUGCACCUGUGGGGAAGCAAGAGUUUUAUUAUGUUUUAUUUGAUCAGAAUAUUAUAACUUUCAGGAAAAAGCUCAGUUCAGAUUUAUGUUGUGUUUUGAGACUCUUUUCUUACACAGGCAUGGGUCUGUAGAAGCAUCAACAUUCGCACAUGACUCAAACCCAUUAAAAGUGAAUCUAGUACA